CUCUCAAUAGCAAGAAGUUGCUGAGAUUCCUGGGAUAAAUCCCUUGGAACGGGGAAUGGAAAACAGCUGCCUGCUUGCUCUCUGUAGCUGAGGAUUGGGGGUGGGUUGGAAUUUUCUGUCCAAGAAAGAAGAGAAGAAAAAAAUCCCAGCCACGUUGGUUGGGAUGCCGUUUGUUCCCUCCCGGGCGGUGAAAGAACGUUAGGCGGAGAGUAAUCACACCGGGAUUUGGGGAAACUGAAUCAGAGCAGACGCCGCCACACUCAGCAGAGCACUGAAGCAAAGACACUUCAAUCCAAACUACGGUGAACGGCUAAAUCAAUGCCACCACCACUGUGAGAUCGACUCGGACUAAUCCGGGGCUGCCUCAAAAAUCGCACUUUAACUGAGACUUUUUACUUUCGCGUUUUGAAGACAACCUUUCAGAGGAAACACCAACAAUGAGUGUCCUUCCCCCAGUCAGAAGAGACCGGAUUAUCCCAGAGCUGCCCUCGUGUUUCACGAGAGAAGCUGCCCUCCACACGAAGGAUAUCUUCAACCCCAAGGUGAAACGUGCUUGCCAUGACGACAGGACUGGCACAGUUGGGUUGAAGAUUUCUAAGAUUAUCGUGGUGGGGGAUUUGUCAGUGGGAAAAACUUGUUUAAUCAACCGUUUCUGCAAGGAUGUCUUUGACAAGAAUUACAAGGCGACUAUCGGAGUGGACUUUGAGAUGGAACGGUUCGAAGUUCUGGGAGUCCCCUUCAGUUUGCAGCUAUGGGACACAGCAGGUCAGGAGAGAUUCAAGUGCAUCGCAUCGACAUACUACAGAGGUGCUCAAGCAAUAAUAAUCGUGUUUGAUGUGACUGACAUCGCAAGUCUGUCUCACGUGAAACAAUGGUUAAAAGAUGCUCUCAAAGAAAAUGACCCCACCUCUGUGCUCUUGUUCCUGGUCGGGACAAAGAAGGAUGUUAGUCCUCCAGCCCAGUAUUGCCUGAUCGAGAAAGACGCUAUCAAAGUAGCCAAGGAAAUCAAAGCUGAAUAUUGGGCCGUGUCUUCCCUAACAGGUGAAAACGUGAAUGAGUUCUUCUUCCGAGUUGCCUCGUUGACCUUUGAAGCCAAUGUGCUGGCUGAGCUGGAGAAGACUGGCCCGCGGAGGAUCGGAGACGUUGUCCGCCUCAACAAUAACGAUAAAAACCCCUAUAGGAAUGGGAAGAAAUCCAAGCCGUCCUGCUGCCAGUGAGUGCGAUGGCCAACCAGACAUCUUACCUGUUGCACUAGAAUUCCUACUUUAACCAAAGAUUUGUCUGACGCCAAUAAAGUAUUGGCUCCAGUGAUCCCCUUCGUAGUAAGUCAACUUGUUAAGGCUGAUGGAACAUGGGGGGAUUUUGCAAGGGUCCAUGCUUGUGAAUUUUCCCAAAUAAUUGCUGUAAAAAAUCACUGCCAUCUCAUAUUAAUCGCACACCUCGCUCUCUGUACCAAGGGGAAGAAAUAACGGUACGAUUUGCCAGCACCUACUUUGAUGUUGACCGGGUCAAAGUUGCCAGUCAGUCUGUCAUUAGUUUAGUUCAUUGUCAUGUGUAACGAGGUACAGUGAAAAGCUUUUUGUUGUUGCGUGCUAACCAGUCAGCGGGAAGACAGUACAUGAUCCAGGGUGGUCACGGUGGCGCUGCGAUAGAGUUGCUGCCUUGCAGCACUUGCAGCGCCAGAGACCCAGGUUCGAUUCCCGACUACGGGCGCUGUCUAUACGGAGUUUGUACGUUCUCCCCGAGACAGCCUGUGUUUUCUUUCUCCGAGAUCUUCGGUUUCACCCCACACCCCAAAGACGGACAGGCUUGUAGGUUAAUUGGCUUGGUAUUGGUGUAAAUUGUCCCUCGUGUGAGUAGGACAGUGUUAAUUUGCUGGGAUCGCUGAUCUGCCCGGACUCGAUGGGCCGAAGGGCCUGUUUCCGCGCAGUUUCUCUAAACUAAACUAAAAAUUAAACACAAUUUACAGUACACAUAUACAUGAUAAGGGAAUAAAGUAGUAAAUGCAUGAAAUGAUGCUGCAGGAGUAGAGGUUUAAGAGUGUGGAGAGAUUGGAAUAUGUGACUGUAGAUCCGCUUCUGUGGCCAGAACACAAAUAGUCGCCUGGGUCAGGCACCAUCUUGGAAGCAUUUUGUUCUGGAACCAGGAAUAAAACCAUCGUCGGAUGUCUUUUAUUGACCCACUCACACUGUUCUGAUUGUCUGUGAGAUUAUUGGGUUGGAACACGUGCAAUGGCCACAUUCGGGCUCGCACACCGAAGAUCUCGGUGAAAACCCACGCAGGUCACGGGGAGAUCGUACAAACUCCAUACAGACAGCGCCCGUAGUCGGGAUCGAACCCGGGUCUCUGGCGCUGUAAGGCAGCAAUCCUACCGCUGCGCCACCGUGUUUGACUAAUCAAUAUUAAUAAAAUUAUCAAUUUAAUUUGAAUUAGAAAGAGAAUAUGCCUUGUCUCUGUACAGCGCGCAUUUGCGAUGAUUGGAUCAACGUUGCACGUGAUUCGUACAUGCAUUGACUCGAGGGAGACAAACUUUAUUAAUUCCUGUGUUUAGCAAAUUAGUCAAUCCUUUUCCAAAUGGAAAUUAAAUGCGGGCAGAUUUAACUUUUGGUUUGGUUGCAAAUGGCUCAAGGUGAUCUUCAUUGAGUUCAACAGAAGGAAUAUUGGGCAGAUUGUAUAAAGGCCCAUUGAUUCAUAACUAGGCUGUUCCAUAAGCCCUGCAAAAGUCAAACUCCACCUAAGUAGUGGUGUUGCUUUGUUUAAGUAAACUGUAGUCUCCUUGAAGACUAGUACAGGCACUCCCCGACAUAAGUUUAGUCCAGUUUUGAGAUACAGCGCGGAAACAGGCCCUUCGGCCCACCCGAGAUAGGACAGGUUUAGAGGGAUGUGGACCAAAGGCGAGCAGGUGGGACUAGUGUACUGCCCGACUUUGACAAAAGGGAGCAACUGACAGAGAGGAGUUUUCUUGUAAAUGAGGAAAAGGUGUUUUUCUUUCAGUUCUCUUACUUCCCUGGUACAAAUAUUUUCAAAUUAUACUCAGAGAAGGACCUAUUUUGUUCACCAUAGUGUAGAGCAAAUCUCAAAUACCCUGAAACAAGCAAUAACUCAAUUUUGACAAAAUUGUCAGUUGCUUCAUUUUGUGUAGAUGGGACAUGUUGGGCCGAAGGGCCUGUGUUCAUGCUGUUAGACUCUGACUAUGACCAUCAUGCAGAAUAUAUAUAGGUGGAGGCAAAGUUAGAUCCUCAGUGUGUGUGAUUGCUAUUAUUGUGUGUCUUUGUCUGUAUUUUAUGAUAAUAUUUUUUGAUUGCUGUGGCUUUGUGCUUCCCAACCUGGUUAUUCAUUUCACUGUAGAGUCAUACAUGUUCUUGUAAUAAAGACCAUUUUGUCACUUU
This is a messenger RNA of Leucoraja erinaceus (little skate), 3389 nucleotides long. It is a transcript of the gene rab34a, whose product is annotated as RAB34, member RAS oncogene family a. Lineage: Eukaryota; Metazoa; Chordata; Chondrichthyes; Rajiformes; Rajidae. The transcript is spliced from 11 exons. The coding region runs from base 438 to 1217 and encodes 259 amino acids. Gene Ontology annotation, molecular function: GTPase activity; GTP binding. The record is from RefSeq and is a predicted model, not a curated record. Gene Ontology annotation, biological process: endocytosis; phagosome-lysosome fusion.